GUAUCAGGAACAGUCAGUACCGACACCGGGGCCGUACGUUCAAGAGUUGAACUCACAUAAAAUAUAUUUGUUGUUUUGCAAAUACGGAACGGAAACGAAAUCGAUAGAAAUGUACGAGUGCGAGCACUGCGGUUGCAGGAAGACGACCCUGAGCGGGGCUCCCACGUACGAGCUGCGGCGCACAUCCACCGGCGCUGAGGUGGUGGGCGAACGGCGCUGGAUCUUCGACACCUGCAGCAUCUGCCACAACGUGAGGUUCUUCCGCCAGUUGGAGGAGGACGACGAGGCCGCGCUGGCGGAGCCACACAAGUCCGAUGCGGCCGAGGAACACGAGGGAUUGCACGGCGGCGGGAUGGAGGAUGGACAGAUUUCCAAGGGCGAAACAGAGCCAGAGCCAGAGCCUGGGGAUGGGUUUGGCGAUGGGCAGGACCAGCUGGUUCCGGUCAUGCAGCGCGUCAAGAUGUUGGAGGGCAAGGCCAAGGAAGCCCACCCCAAGCCGACAAAGGGUCAGCGGGGGGGCAAGCAGCCGGAGCCGGAGCCGGAGCCAGAGCCGGAAGCGGAGACCGAUGCGGAGUACCCAGUUGUCUCCGUGACGGAGUCCUUCGCCUUCGACCGCGCGACCAGUGGCGGGGACAGUGUCAAGCCCUGUACUCCCAGAACAUCCUUUAAAAUCCCCCUCAAGCGCUACUCGCUGCAGCCCGGACUGAAGUGCAAGCGGAAGGCCAUGAGCCGUUUGGCCAGCAUUCGCCUGGACGUCAAUCAUCAGCUCAAGAAGACCCAGCUGGAGCUGCGCGAGCUGGUGGAGAAGCGAGUGCAGGCCCUGAACGACGGGGACGGCCCAUCGCUGGCCCCUGCCGCGGCGGCGGGAAUCGCCCCGCUGCUGGACUCCGUCGUGGAGUUCCUCCUGGAGCAGUCGCUCUACAAGGACAAGGCCAGCCAGACAGAGCACGAAGCUGGAGGCGGAGGCGGAGGCGGACGUCUCCUCUCGACAGUGGAGCAGCUGCGGCACCUGGUCGAGACGGUGUCGACGGUGAAGCGGUGCAGCUACCAGUCCAUCGGGCAUGCCGCCCGCAAGGCCCUUCGCGGGAUGAAGCACACGGACUGCACGACGAAGGCCCUCCAGGCGGAGGAUCAGUUCCACCCGGUGUCCUUCACGGACAAGGAGCUGCUCGGGGCCCUCGCCAGCAAGGCCCACCUGUUCGAGGACACGGCCCCCAAGCAGCCCCUCUACCCCAAGGAGCCGAUGCCGUGCCCCGACCUGCACUGCCCCAAAACGUGCUUCCCCUCGGAGCUCAACGAGCAUCUGUUGAGCGACCAUCCGGGCCUGAAGGCGAAGCCAGUCGGCCUGCGACAGAGCGAGACCCUCUACAUGGACCCCAAGGCGCUGCCGCUCAACGAGGCCACUUGCCUCCAGCUGUACGAGGUGAAGGACAAGAUCGCCCACGCCCAGGCCGGCUGGAGGGGCGACGUGCUGCCCGUGCUGGUCAUGGCAGCCCGCGCACGGUUCUCCAACGACUCCGACUCCAACUCCGACUCCAACUCCGACGACGUGGAGGACGCUCUGCUCUUCUGGCUGAGCAGCUUCCGUCAGGCCGACCUUCGGCUGUACGGCACCCUCUCCGUGUGGUCGCCGCGCGCCCACAUGGCCGACACCCUCACGGUGCUCACCGGCCAGACCCACGACAUCUGCGACCCCAAGGACCUGGCGACCAUGCUCCGUAGUCCCUGCACCGUGGUGGUGCCCCACGCACAGCUCCAGCGCAUGACCGCCCGCAACGGCGGCCCAGAGACCAGCCUCAUCGCCGUUCAAGUGCAAUUCCAGUAG
This is a messenger RNA of Drosophila persimilis, 1825 nucleotides long. RefSeq lists its product as uncharacterized. The transcript has 2 exons. The record is from RefSeq and is a predicted model, not a curated record. Lineage: Eukaryota; Metazoa; Arthropoda; Insecta; Diptera; Drosophilidae. Bases 110 to 1825 code for a protein of 571 amino acids.